GCCGCGGUACCUUGUGGGAAGACAGAAAGAUGGCGGCGCCCGUAGGGCGUACUCUGUUAGGGGUGGCUAGAGUCUGGCGGCGGCUUGACAAACUCUGGGCAGGUAGCCCGCGUUCUCGCUGCCUGUCCCUGGAGGCUGCGCCCUCAAGCAGCCGGUCUCCAUGGCGCCUGUUGGGCGCCUUGUGUCUGCAGCGGCCACCGCUGAUCACCAAGCCGCUCACGCCAUUGCAGGAAGAAAUGGCGAGUCUACUACAGCAGAUAGAGGUAGAGAGAAGCCUGUACUCAGACCAUGAGGUUCGUGCUCUGGAUGAAGCUCAGAAGCUGGCAAAGAAGAAGGCCGACGUUUUUGACGAUGAACAAGAUGAGCAGGGCAUCACGCUCGCACAAGAUUUAGAAGAUAUGUGGGAGCAGGCAUUCUUGCAGUUCAAACCUGGAGCUCGAGUGACAGAAGCUGAUAAAAAAAAUGACAGAACCUCCUUGCAACGUAAGCUGGACAGGAACCUUGUCCUCUUAGUCAGAGAGAAGCUUGGAGACCAAGAUUUUUGGAUGCUUCCUCAAGUAGAGUGGCAGCCUGGGGAGACCCUUCGAGGGACAGCUGAGCGAGUCCUGGCCACACUCUCAGAAAACAACAUGGAAGCCAAGUUCCUCGGGAAUGCACCUUGUGGCCACUACAAGUUCAAGCUCCCCAAGGCUAUUCGGACAGAGAGUGACCUUGGGGUCAAAGUCUUCUUCUUCAAAGCUCUGCUGCUCAAGGGAGACUUCAUGCAGGCCGGAAAGAAGGGCCUCCAUGUGUGGGCCAGUAAGGAUGAACUGGGCGACUAUCUGCAGCCCAAGUACCUGGCCCAGGUCAGGCGGUUUCUCCUGGACCUCUGAUGGCCUCAGCUGCCUGUGGAUGAUGCUCACACGAGUCAAGUGUUAGGACCUCAGGAACAAUGUUGAUGCCCAUUUACAGGAACUGUCAAGCACCAGACUAAAUUCUGAGCAUUAAAUAUAUCUGUCAUUGUGUUGGAUUUUGAUUUGUCCUUCAAGGACAACUGGCUUUGCCCAGUGAAGUGGGGCCAGGACAGAGUGUUUGUCUACAGCAAGUUAAAGCAUUGUGAUAUAGUGAAUUAACAGACCUACUGUAACAGACCUACUGGACUUGGAAGAAAAAGAAAUGAAUUGGCUUAACUUGCCAGUUCUGAGAAAGUUUCUAGGCCCAUGAAAAGCCUAAUUAUAUAGUUCCUUAGUUGUUUUUCAUGUUAGCUUUCCUUUCUACUUGAUAGGAAGGAAAUAUCUUCUUUAUCUCUCCCUCCCUUUGUUUUGAAAGUUUUAUGUUUAGUAUAUUAAUCACUUUUUAAGUGUUUAGCAAGGGUCAUUUGAAAUAAAGUCUAUCUUCUCUCCAUUCUA
Molecule: messenger RNA, 1388 nt
Organism: Psammomys obesus (fat sand rat)
Lineage: Eukaryota; Metazoa; Chordata; Mammalia; Rodentia; Muridae
Gene: Mrpl46
Product: mitochondrial ribosomal protein L46
Exons: 4
Coding region: 30-872 (280 amino acids)
Cellular component (GO): mitochondrial large ribosomal subunit
Molecular function (GO): structural constituent of ribosome
Source: RefSeq, a predicted model, not a curated record